Messenger RNA from Cydia splendana, 564 nucleotides. It is a transcript of the gene Rpb8, whose product is annotated as DNA-directed RNA polymerases I, II, and III subunit RPABC3. Gene Ontology annotation, cellular component: RNA polymerase III complex; RNA polymerase I complex; RNA polymerase II, core complex. Bases 82 to 534 code for a protein of 150 amino acids. Lineage: Eukaryota; Metazoa; Arthropoda; Insecta; Lepidoptera; Tortricidae. The record is from RefSeq and is a predicted model, not a curated record. The transcript has 2 exons. Gene Ontology annotation, biological process: DNA-templated transcription.
ACAAUUUGGCAUGAGCUUUCCAGUUUGGCGGCGGGUUGUUUUCUCAGCAUUUUAUAGCAAAACUAACACAAACACCACAAAAUGGCAGGUGUCCUAUUCGAAGACAUAUUCAACGUAAAGGACAUGGAUCCCGAGGGCAAGAAAUUCGACCGCGUCAGUCGUUUACACUGUGAAUCAGAGUCGUUCAAAAUGGACCUGAUUUUGGAUAUUAAUUCGUGGAUAUAUCCGAUGGAGCUUGGAGACAAGUUCCGGCUGGUUCUGGCGACGACGCUGCGGGAGAACGGGUACCCGGACGGCGGGGAGUGGAACCCCCUGGACACGGAAGGAAAUCGCGCGGAUAGCUUCGAAUAUGUCAUGUCAGGCAAAGUUUAUAGGAUAGAAGGUGACGAGGCAGCGAUGGAGACAGCGUCCCGCCUGGCCGCCUACGUGUCGUUCGGGGGGCUGCUGAUGCGGCUGCAGGGCGACGCCAACAAUCUCCACGGCUUCGAGGUCGACCAGCACAUGUACCUGCUGAUGAAGAAGCUUGCCUUCUAAAUGAGUCAUAAAAGCUAUGAGGGUUGAUGG